Messenger RNA from Exophiala aquamarina CBS 119918, 777 nucleotides. RefSeq lists its product as uncharacterized. The coding region runs from base 1 to 777 and encodes 258 amino acids. Lineage: Eukaryota; Fungi; Ascomycota; Eurotiomycetes; Chaetothyriales; Herpotrichiellaceae. The transcript has a single exon. The record is from RefSeq and is a predicted model, not a curated record.
AUGGCGCUCCUCGGCAUUCCGGGUGUGCACUCUCGUCUAGGGCUUGACGAUUGUCUUCGCAUGCAAGAAAUGUUUGCUCCGCUCUCCUGUGCCUACGAACAACCUGCUGGUGUUCUCGCUAACCCAGUCCGCAGUUAUAACUCGCUUCCUUCCGAGCACCAUCAACCUACAGUUGAAGAUUCGCAACUACGAGGAGGAGCAGAAAUCAUCGCGAAGUACGACGAACAGGACCGAAUCGCGAUGCACCUACUCCAUAGCCAUGGUGUUCUUGAAUCCGACAACAUCAUGGUUACUCGCAAGAUUGUUAAAUCUCCCACGGCUACCAGCCCAGUUUUCGUGAAGCAGCCGAUGUCAGGUGCGAAAGCAUUGCGUGGCGGACCCUUAUCCCCUCGAGUAUUGGCGGCCAGAGAAGACAAGCGAGUGCAUCCUUGCGAACUGAAAGAGGCCAAACGACCACAAGAGGCUUUGGACAUCAAUAUUGAGUUCUUCCACGAGUUUGCAGAGUACGUGAAUUUACAUAAGAUCCACCAGGUGCUGGGUUUACAGCUUCUGGAUUCUGAAGAGUCCCAAGAUACCGAGCUAGUGGAGGUAGAGGAUGGCGCUGGAGGCACGGCAACCUUUUACAGCCAUGACGUCCCAGAUAGCGAACACACGCGGACAACUACGUGGGUGGUGGAGAAGGUUGAUGGGGUCGUCUCUUGGAAAGGAGGUGAAGGCCAUUCACGGAAACCGGGAGACAUUAAACACACUACAUUCAGCGACGGAAAGUUUAGCUGA